Messenger RNA from Corylus avellana, 648 nucleotides. NCBI's taxonomy places the organism in Eukaryota, Viridiplantae, Streptophyta, Magnoliopsida, Fagales, Betulaceae. The record is from RefSeq and is a predicted model, not a curated record.
AUGGGUGAUGAGUGUAGUAGUGUACAUAACAAUGGAGCAAAGAAAAGGAUAAAGAAAAAUUAUGGCAGCUCUCAUAAUAUACUGCUUGUGGGUGAGGGAGAUUUCUCUUUUGCUGUAUGCUUAGCAAAAGCAUUUGGUACUGCUGAGAACAUGAUUGCCACCUCUUUUGAUUCCAAAGAGGUAUUGAUGACUGAAUAUUCGAAUGCCAUGAGCAAUUUGAAAGAACUGGAGGAUCGAAGAUGCACUGUUUUGCAUGAUGUGGAUGCCCAUACUAUGAAUCGACACCCUCACCUUCGUUCGAAAUUGUUCGACAGGGUUGUCUUUAAUUUCCCUCAUGCUGGUUUCACUUGGAAGGAGCAUAAUGACUACCAAAUUGAGCUUCACCAGGAGUUGGUUAGGGGAUUCAUGAGGAGUUCAAUUGAGAUGCUGACAGAGAAAGGAGAAAUUCACAUUACCCACAAGACGGCUUACCCUUUCAAUAGAUGGGAGAUAGUGGAGUUAGGAAAAGAGAUUGGGCUGUUUUUGCUUGAGGAAAUGGAAUUUGAAAGAUGGUGCUAUCCAGGCUACAUUAAUAGGAGAGGGUCGGGGACUAGAAUCGACGAGACAUUCCCUGUAGGAGAAUGUUCUACUUUCAAAUUCGCCAAGUGA